Molecule: messenger RNA, 2502 nt
Organism: Acanthosepion pharaonis
Lineage: Eukaryota; Metazoa; Mollusca; Cephalopoda; Sepiida; Sepiidae
Source: the annotation of a GenBank genome assembly
AUGCAAAAAACAUAUUUCCAGAAGAGAUUGCCACAUCUAUCUAUCUAUCUAUCUAUCUAUCUAUCUAUCUGUCCAUAUCUAUCUAAGUCUGUCCAUAUCUAUCUAUCUAUCUAUCUAUCUAUCUCAGCCUUUUCAUAUCUAUCUAUCUAUCUAUCUAUCUAUCUAUCUAUCUAUAUAUCUAUCUGUCGCAGCCUUUUCAUAUCUAUCUAUCUAUCUAUCUAUCUAUUUGUUUCAGCAUUUUCAUAUGUAUCUCAGUUUAUCUAUCUAUCUAUCUAUCUGUCUGUCGUAGCCUUUUCAUAUCUAUCUAUCUAUCUAUUUAUCUCACUUUUUUCAGAUCUUUCUAUCUAUCUCUCUAAGUCUGUCCAUAUCUAUCUAUCUAUCUAUCUGUUUCAGCCUGUUUAUCUAUCUAUGUAUCUAUCUAUCUAUCUAUCUAUCUAUCUAUCUAUCUAUCUGUCGCAGCCUUUUCAUAUCUAUCUAUCUAUCUAUCUAUCUAUCUAUCUAUCUCAGCCUUUUCAGUUCUUUCUAUCUAUCUAUCUAAGUCUGUCCAUAUCUAUCUAUCUAUCUAUCUAUCUAUCUGUCGCAGCCUUUUCUUAUCUAUCUAUCUAUCUAUUUCAGACUUUUCAUAUGUAUCUCAGUUGUUCAUUAUCUAUCUAUCUAUCUAUCCAUCUGUCGCAAUCUUUGUAUAUCCAUCUAUCUAUAUAUCUAUCUAUCUAUCUCUCAAUCUCUCUGUCUCAGCCUUAUCAUAUCUAUCUAUCUAUCUAUCUAUCUAUCUAUCUAUCUAUCUAUCUAUCUGUCGCACCCUUUUCAUAUCUAUCUAUCUAUCUAUCUAUCUAUCUAUCUAUCUAUCUAUCUAUCUAUCUCUUUCAGCGUUUUCAUAUGUACCUAAGCUGUUCAUUAUCUAUCUAUCUAUCUAUCUAUCUAUCUAUCUAUCUAUCUAUCUAUCUAUCCCAUCCCAGCCUAUUAAUAUCUAUCUAUCUAUCUAUCUAUCUAUCUAUCUAUCUAUCUAUCUGUCGCAGCCUUUUCAUAUCUAUCUAUCUAUCUAUCUGUUGCAGCCUUUUCAUAUCUAUCUAUCUAUUUUUUUCAGAAUUUUCAUAUGUAUCUCAGCUGUUUAUCUAUCUAUCUAUCUAUCUAUCUAUCUAUCUAUCUAUCUAUCUAUCUAUCUUUUUCGGCAAUAUCAUAUGUAUCUCAGCUGUUUAUCUAUCUAUCUAUCUAUCUAUCUAUCUAUCUAUCUAUCUAUCUAUCUAUCUGUCUCAGCCUUUUCAUAUCUAUCCACCUAUUUGUUUCAACAUCUUCAUAUCUAUCUAUCUAUGUAUUUGUUUCAGCAUUUUCAUAUGUAUCUCAGCUGUUUAUCUAUCUAUCUGUCUAUCUAUCUAUCUUUUUCGGCUUUAUCAUAUGUAUCUCACCUCUUUAUCUAUCUAUCUAUCUGUCGCAGCCAUUUCAUAUCUAUCUAUCUAUCUAUCCAUCUAUCUAUCCAUCUAUCUAUCCAUCUAUCAUAUUUUCAUUUGUAUCUAUGCAUUAUCUAUCCAUCUAUCUCUAUCUAUUUAUCGCAUCUAUCUAUCUAUCUAUCUAUCUAUCUAUCUAUCAAUCCAUCUAUCUGUCAUCAUCUAUUUGUUUCGGCAUAUUUAUGUAUCUCAGCUGUUUAUCUUCUAUCAUCAUCUAUCUAUCUAUCUAUCUAUGUAUUUUCUAUUUAUCUCAGCUGUACAUCAUCUAUCUAUCUAUCUUCUAUCUAUCUAUCUAUCUAUCUAUCUAUCUAUCUCAUUUUUUCAUAUCUAUCUAUCUAUCUAUCUAUUAUCUAUCUAUCUAUUUGUUUCAUUUUCAUAUGUAUCUCAGCUGUUCAUAUCUAUCUAUCUAUCUAUCAUUCAUCUAUCUAUCUAUCUAUCUAUCUAUCUAUCUCAGCCUUUUCAUAUCUAUCUAUCUAUCUAUCUAUCUAUCUAUCUAUCUAUCUAUCUAUCUAUCUCAGCCUUUUCAUAUCUAUCUAUCUAUCUAUCUAUCUAUCUAUCUAUCUAUUUGUUUCACCAUUUUCAUAUGUAUCUCAGCUGUUCAUAUCUAUCUAUCUAUCUAUCUAUCUAUCUAUCUGUCGCAGACUUUUCAUAUCUAUCUAUCUAUCUAUGUAACUGUUUUAUAUGUAUCUCAUCUAUUCUUUAUCUAUCUCUCUAUCUUUCUGUUUCAGCGUUUUCAUAUGUAUCUCAGCUGUCCAUUAUCUAUCUAUCUAUCUAUCUAUCUAUCUAUCUAUCUAUCUAUUUCAACGUUUCAUAUGUAUCUCAGCUGUUCAUUAUCUAUCUUUCUAUCUAUCUAUCUAUCUAUCUUUUGCAGCUUUUUCCUAUUUAUCUAUCUAUCUAUCUGUCGCAGCCUUUUCAUAUCUAUCUAUCUAUCUAUCUAUCUAUCUAUCUAUCUAUCUAUCUAUCAUAUCUUUUGUCGGUCUAUGGUGCCUACUCUGAUGCUAAAUUCCCGCCAAAAACUCCCGCCCAAACUUCACCCUCGUAUCUAUCACCGUCUACCUAA